Messenger RNA from Apis florea (little honeybee), 2875 nucleotides. RefSeq lists its product as uncharacterized. Gene Ontology annotation, biological process: negative regulation of apoptotic process; positive regulation of cell population proliferation; regulation of transcription by RNA polymerase II. Lineage: Eukaryota; Metazoa; Arthropoda; Insecta; Hymenoptera; Apidae. The record is from RefSeq and is a predicted model, not a curated record. Gene Ontology annotation, cellular component: cytosol; nucleus.
AUAGUUCGAAGCCGAAAGGCCCCGGCUAAGAGCGAUGUCGGUUUUAACAUGCAAGAAAACAACGAAUGCAAAGAUCGUGGGUCUCGAAUGCUAAGUUCCUAUAAUAAUGGCAGAUAAUGUACACAGAAAAUCCCAUAAGCUAUCGGAUGGUAGUAGAAAAAUAUCGAAUCCAGUGCAUCGUACAACUACUGAGACGAUUCGGUUAGGAGAGCCAGAGAAACUGUAUCAGCCGGUUAGUUUGACUACUUCGAGCAACGUGACGGCCAGUAAUCAGUGUCGGAAAAAGACAUCGUCUUUCCAGAUUACAAGCGUUACUGUUGGUUCUCGUAUGAGCAAUGAUGCCGGUGAGGAUUCAAAUGAUGAUCUUGAUGAAUCUCAUACAGAGGACAAUUCGGUCGAACAUUCGCGUAUCACCGACAUUGACAUUGAAACGCCUAGCUAUUCAGAAGAUACUUUCUCCAAAGAGGAUGUAUUUUUUAAUACCAGUAAUGCUGCUCUCAGCACUGCUCCGGUGAUUCCUACAAGUUCUCAGUAUGGUUUGGCAAUUGUUCCCUCUGAAGGAAAUAAUGUCAGUAAUUCGGUAAAUGAUAGCAAUAUCAAUACCUUGGAUAUUACAUCUGUUACCGACAACAACAUUAUCAAUUUACUUUCAAGUAAUGUCAAACAAGAUGCAGAUUUACGUGAAGUACAUUCACAUGGUAGAAAUGAGAGAUUCAAAGUUGUUAAGAUUGAAAGUACUGAACCAUUUAAAAGGGGCAGAUGGACUUGCAUGGAUUAUUUGGAUCAUACAUCAGUCAAUCAACCAACAGCAAUCAGUACACCAAAAGUAUCAGAUCCAAAUGAGGUAUGCAUAUCAUAUGGAGUAACAGAUAGUGGAAUUGUUAUACCUGAUGCACCUAAACAAUCAAUUGUAUCAGAAGAUAAAGGUAUGGGCAUUGAUACUAAUGGACAAGUAUCUACACAUGCAGAUGUGCACACAUCAAUUGGUGUACCAAAUAAUUCUACAUCAGUUUCAAGUGCUAAUUAUGCAGUAAGCAAUUCAAUUCCUCCCAAUGCACAGCAUAAUCCAACGCAAGUUCAAACACAAACUAAUGUUCAAGCACCUUCGCAAAUUCCUCAAUAUUUUCAAUCUUCAGCUCAACAAUUGGCAUCUCAACAACAACAGCAAAGUGGUCAGGGUUCCACAUUACCUUCUAAUCUACAGCCAACUCAUCCCAAUAAUUUGACUCAACCUCAAAGUAUGCCCCAAGGUUCUAUUCCUAUUAUAACACAAACUGGCAGUAGCAAUGUAACAUCUCAACAAAAUAUACCUCAUUCAAAAGAAGAUACAUAUGUGACAGUGAGCACACAAAAUCAAUCAUUACCAGUCCAAAAUGUUUGUCAACCUUCUGUGCAGCAAACACCUGUACCAACGUCACAGGCACCUAAUAUUCUAGUUUCGCAACAACAACAUGCUCCUCAACAACAACAACAACAACAUCCUCAAAAUCAGCAGCAACAACAACCACAGCAGCAGCAACAGCCUCAACAAUCAUUACCUAAUCCAAAAACAAUGACUCAAAUAUCUGAGCCAUUGACUGCCAUACAAGGAAUGCAGAGCAUCCAAAAUAUUCAUAAAGUUCCUCAAACAGGUGCACAGCAAACAUCAUCAACUAUUCAUGCUCCUGGUGCACCAGUGCAAUCUCAAGUGAUACCAUCAUCUCAAAUACAACCAACAACUUCUGGUAGUAAUACUCAAGUACAAAUGGCGCAAGUAUCAGCUAGCUGCCAAAAUGUUGUAGGUGGUAUGCAACAGGGAAAUAUAACAUUUCAUCAACCAGAUCCGGAGCAGGAUUCUAUUUCAGGGAUUGUAGCUGGAUCCACUACCCAAUCUGCUGAUACUACUCUUUUAGAAUCAUUAACUGAAGUGACUCAAGGCAGUGAUGAACAUCAUACCCUCGAAGAUAAUGAAAGUAUGUCGGGGACUAGCGCUGUAGCAAUUGAUAAUAAGAUUGAGCAAGCCAUGGAUCUUGUUAAGAGUCAUUUGAUGUUUGCUGUACGAGAAGAAGUUGAAGUACUCAAGGAAAAAAUAGCUGAGCUUAUGGAUCGUAUAAAUCAAUUGGAAGCUGAAAAUUCAAUUCUGAAAGCACACGCGACUCCAGAAACAUUGGCUCAAUUGAACCAAUCAACAGCAAAAUUACCCCAAAACAAUUCAGGAAGUGGUCAAUAGUUUACUGUUUAGGAAAUAUAUAUAUAAAUAAUAAUUUAAAUCUGUAAAUUCAAUUUUCUUUCAAAAUGAUAAUCAUUUUGGAUAUAUAUAUAUAUAUUGUUACGAUCUUAGACAGAAACAAGGACAUAUAUUGAGUGCAUGCCAAGAUUAAGCAGCAUAAGUAAUGGAGUUGAUAUUGUUUUAUGAUAGAUUCAAGAUUUUGAACAUGUUAAAAAAAAGAAAGUAUAUAACAAUAUGAAAUAGGCAGCUAGACAUUCCUAGAUUAUUUUUCCUAUUACCUUUGCAUUUGGCUAAUUUCAUCCACCAUAAAUUUGAUUUAAAAAAAGAAAAUUCAACUUAAGAAUUUAAUGCUUGAAAGAUAUUUGUACUAUUUUAAAUUACUUGUGAUUUUGUUGAUAUUUUGUUAUCAUUUUCAUUCAUAAAAAUAGUUUUUACAUUCGCAAAACUAUGUAAUUUUCAUUAUUAUUAAAUAUCAAGUCUCUCAUAUUUUGUAAUUUGUCGUGUUGUAGUCUGAUUUUUAAAAUGAUAUGUAUUAUAUAUAAUCAACAACAUGCUGAAAUCCAGGGAAACAAUUAUUGCUGGUAUGCAUUAAAAAAAAAAUCUACAACUUCCUGUCAACAUUUUAUGUUACAUCUUAACAUGCCUAAUAAAAAAUUUUUAAUUGUA